UUAUUGGUUUCCGCAUGACUGGGAGCGUCUUUAUUCGUGUUUUUCUCGUCUUGUGGGUGGAGCCACAGUCUCAAGGAACUUUGAAUAGUGGCUUAUCAAUAUUCAUAAGGCGUCGUGACAAUAAGAAGUGAACGCAACGUAUGAGCCUGCUUAAUAUUUAUAAGUGGACUUUCGCUGUUGGAGGACAUUAAAACAUUACGGACUUAAAUUGGUCAUAGUAGGUAUUCUGACUCCCUUCUAAAGAGCUUCCUUUGGGUUCGUACUACGAGUAACGUUAGUUCAACACCCUUCCUGAUCAGCAAAUCUACGAGUUUUUUAUUUCGCUUUCAGAAGGAAAACAUCUGACAGCACAACUGGGGAAGAACAUCAAGGGCCGAACCUGAUGGUUUAAGCUGGCCUACGAUAUCUUGCAAAAAAGUGACCAUGUCGGACUCUGUGGACGCCAGACAAGUGAAUGCCAAAGAGGAUCCGUGUCUCAAAGAUGCCGGAGGUGAUCAGACGGAUGCCGGAGGCGAUCAGACGGAUGCCAAACCACGUUCAGAUGAUUUUCAAUACAACAUGAACUACCCCAGUAUGGGACAAUGUGUCAUCAUCAACAACAAGAAUUUCCAUAAAAAAACAGGAAUGGGGGUUCGUAAUGGGACAGACCAGGAUGCAAAGAAUGCGAUGGAGACCUUCACAAAUCUAGGCUUCAAAAUCAAAAUUACCAAUGACCAGACAGUCUCACAGAUGAGAGAUCUGUUAACUAAAGUGUCUCGGGAAGAUCACAGUAAGUCGGCCAUGUUUGUGUGUGUGCUGCUGAGUCAUGGAGAUGAUGGAAACAUAUAUGGUACAGACGGCUGCAUUGAGCUGAAGCAACUGUUUACGCUCUUCAGAGGAGACCGCUGCAGAUCACUGGUGGGGAAACCCAAGCUUUUCUUCAUUCAGGCUUGCAGAGGCUCAGAUCUAGAUGGUGGCAUUGAGGCCGACAGUGUAAGUGAAGAGAACACACAGAAGAUUCCUGUUGAGGCAGAUUUUCUUUAUGCCUACUCCACUCCACCAGGUUAUUACUCCUGGAGGAAUGUUGGUAAUGGUUCCUGGUUCAUCUUCUCGCUGUGUGAGAUGCUGUCAAAAUAUGGCAAGCAACUGGAGAUCAUGCAGAUCAUGACACGUGUUAACCACAAGGUGGCGCUGGAAUUUAAAUCCUCCUCCAAUCUGCCAGGGUUUGAUGGCAUGAAACAGAUCCCAUGCAUUGUGUCCAUGCUGACCAAAGAACUCUAUUUCUCUAAAUAAUUCAUGUGUAUUGUACUGAUUACAUUGCAGUGGGUAUGAACACAUUUAAAUCAUUUUGAAUAAUAUUAUGCAGCCUUUUAAAGCACUGCAGACAAAGGGGGGAAAAGGGAUAAAAAGGGAAUUUAUUUAAUCACAAAUAUUUUAAUUGAUCUGUAUCUUUUUAUGUGAAAGUCUGGGAGUCUGAAAGUUCACAAUUCUCAUGUUUAUCAUCAGCAGGCAUUAAAGAUUAUCUGACAAGAGGAAGUUCUGAACAUAAACACGAUUUGUAUUAUGAUAAAUAAACAUUUUGCUUGGGUAUUUAG
Molecule: messenger RNA, 1574 nt
Organism: Carassius auratus (goldfish)
Lineage: Eukaryota; Metazoa; Chordata; Actinopteri; Cypriniformes; Cyprinidae
Product: caspase-3-like
Exons: 8
Coding region: 424-1272 (282 amino acids)
Biological process (GO): neuron differentiation; positive regulation of neuron apoptotic process; erythrocyte differentiation
Cellular component (GO): cytoplasm; death-inducing signaling complex
Molecular function (GO): cysteine-type endopeptidase activity
Source: RefSeq, a predicted model, not a curated record